Molecule: messenger RNA, 666 nt
Organism: Paraphaeosphaeria sporulosa
Lineage: Eukaryota; Fungi; Ascomycota; Dothideomycetes; Pleosporales; Didymosphaeriaceae
Exons: 1
Coding region: 117-503 (128 amino acids)
Source: RefSeq, a predicted model, not a curated record
CAUCUCAUCGCGUCUUCACUUCUAUAAGCAUCCAGUCUAAAUCAACGGCUCUUCCAUCUCCACAUUCUCAACCUCCUCAACAACUUCCCAACCCACCAGCAAUCACCAACUUCAAGAUGUACACCUUCAUCACCCUCACCACCGUCAUCGCCGCCGCCCUGGCCGCCCCCGCCAAGCAGGCCCGCCAGACGCUCCCAACCCUCAACUUCAACGUCGCCAACGACGUCUCGGGUGCCAACGUGGGCAGCUCUAUCCUCUCCGACGGCACUGCCCUCACCUUCAGCCACAUCUUCGCCGGCACCGCGCUCGACCUCGACGGCACUAUCAUCGCGACCAGCAUGCAAUCUACCUCCAACGGCGCAGGUAUCUUCUGCAUCGUUGCCGAUGGCGAAGGAAACCAAGUUGGUCUUCUGAAUGAGCGGAGCACUUUUGUUGACCUGGAUGGCCAGGAGGGCGCGUUUGAGACGGAUGUCAGCGAGUUUACCAUUCUGUGCGAGGCGUAAGUAAGAGAUGAAAGAGAGACGGCAGCGAGUUGGUAAUAUGACGGUCAUUUUAGGUUUAAGCAUAGCGUUGGGAGCUCCGGUAUUGUUUUCGCAUCUUAGCAAUCUUUUGUAUGCGCUCUGUUCAGAGAGCGCCUCCUGUCCUUAAUCUGUCCUUAAUCUGUCC